UCUCUUGCCCGCCGUCGCAGCCUAUAUGCGUGUCUCCCUUUCCUUUGAUCUGCCUUGAAAUCAUUUUGCGACCACAUCUUUGAAAUAUCGGAGCGCUAGCACACGGUCGCCAAAAUGAAUGACCCAGCCAGCGGGCUCCCUGGGCAGCUUUUGCCCCAUAUGCACCUUGUCUCGCGGUAUCGAUACCCGAUGAUGAGCGUGCUGCCCACCGAGACAGCAGUCGAUUAUCUCCUGUCUGCGCCAAAGAUUGUCCGCGAAUUGCAACCGAUGCACUGGACAUUUCUCGAUGGUCCCCCUGAUGGCACUAUCAUGCUCACCUGGCAGCCAUUAAACCACCUCGGAACAAAUUUUGCCAGCGAUGGUUACGUCUGGGCGGAUGCGGAACAGGCGUUUACUUUCGAAGCCAAGGGCUACACUGUUGAAAUGUGGCUUCAUAGAAGCGGUUACCAUCCUCCGAAUGAGAAUCUAGCUACGCAUUGCCGUCGUCGUUUCCGUCUGGUUGCUGCGAAGGCUCCCAAUCCCAAUCUUCCUCCGCCGGAUCCAUCACUAUGGAUCGUCCACUACUCGAAAGCUCCGCCGACCGAUCAUAUUCCUGCUAACAGAAUCCCGAUUCUGCCACAAACGCAAAGUAUGCUCGCGCAACGCCGCUUUCUACAGGGCCAGGGCCAGCUGGUCCGUAAGGACUUCAUGUUGCACGACCGCAACAACUGGCCAACAAUCAAUUUCCCGCCGCAGAUGGGCCCUCAAGGGUUCGCGCAGCCGCCAGGGGCGUUCCCCAAUGCCAUGAUGGCUCGACAGCCUGGCGCAUUCUACCCUCCACAGCAAGCCGCCGGCAUUCCUGGUGCUAUGGCUCCAGCUCAAGCCAAAGCGCCGCGGGGCCAUCGGGGGUCAACUGCAGCGUUAUCUGCGGCCAACGUUGAUUUUUCGUUGGAGGACGAAGAAGUUUCUACCGGCGAUAUGCUGGACCUCUUGACACCUCGGGAGAUCGCGAAGAUGAGAUAUCAGCAACAUCAUGAAUGGAUGGAAGAGAUCUUUGCGUCUCCCUAUGCCACGAACCAAAUCACGCCCGUUGACCUCGGACUGGGUCGUAAGGGCGAGCUUGAGUCCUUGACAGCGGGCUUCUUUGACGCGCCAACGGGUCCUUCCGCAACCAAGGAAUCCAAGGAAGCAGGAAAGAUGGAACCUGGCAAGGCCGAAGAAUUCGCGGAUCGCGUUUCUAAGAAGGUGGCGGAUAUGACAGAGGAGAUUGAAAAGCUGAAAAAGAGACAUGCGCGACGGAUGGAGAAGUUCAAACGCACCUCACUGCUUAAAGAUGCCGAAUUACGGCUCCGUGAAGCUGCAGCGGACCCUGACGCUACAGGCUCUGAGCUCUGGAGACUGGAGGGUCGCAUCGAUAUACCUGCCGAAGAAGGCGCGUCUCCAGUGGACUAUCCGCAGGCCAAGCCUAAAUACAAGGUUGAUGACAUUCUCCGCGAGGUGGAGACUUCAUGGGGUAAGAAGAUAGUACCGGAAACCAAGGUGGCUUGCGUUGAGAAGGGCGGUCUUCUUGAUAAGAUCGAGCAUAAACAGCAGCCUGAGCCUGAAGGAGAUGUCUCCAUGGAGAACACAGGUAGCCAUGUCAUGGACCAGUUUGGCACGCCAGGUGGUUCAGCACCUGGCCAAGGAGCAGCCACACAGGCCGGUGGCAACGCCUCGAGUAAUGUCCCCAAUACGGCCAAUGCUCAAGCGUCUACGACAGGCACAUCUCAAGGUGGCCUUCCUUCCAUCCCCGACUUGGAUGUGGACAUAGAAAUGGCUGGAACUUCGAAUGAGCAGCAAGCGCCCACAGCGGACGGCGAAACUGGCGACUGGGUCAUGGUCAAUGAUGACACCAAGAAAGAUGACAGGUCCGCCGGUCAAGGUGCCCCUGGGAGCGCAUCUCAGGGCUUUACGCCAGGCAACACUGGUCUUGAGACAAGCAAUUUCGAUGACGCUGCUGACUUCACCAACAUCGACUCCGCGGGUGAUGCACUUGCUGCCUACAGCGAACAACACGACGGUUUAGAUCUUCCUGAUCUAGAGAACUCAGCCUUUGGCGACGCGUUCCACGCAUCGGACAAUGAGCACAAUCACCACCACGAUGUGGACGACUUAUCCUAAGCGUUUCGUUUUUUUCUUCUUUUCUUCUUCUUUCUUUUUCUCGGAUGAUUUUGGGCUUCUCUACGCCUGGAUUGCGGCGGCGCUGGUGG
Paecilomyces variotii is the source of this 2228-nucleotide messenger RNA. RefSeq lists its product as hypothetical. The record is from RefSeq and is a predicted model, not a curated record. Bases 115 to 2139 code for a protein of 674 amino acids. Gene Ontology annotation, biological process: chromatin remodeling. NCBI's taxonomy places the organism in Eukaryota, Fungi, Ascomycota, Eurotiomycetes, Eurotiales, Thermoascaceae. The transcript is spliced from 3 exons.